AUGGAGAAUCCUAUCGAGAGAGCAGUCAAUGAGGCGACUGCGGAUACACUCUAAAUGCCGGAUUAGAAACUAAUGAAAUAGGUGGCUGAUCUUGUCAACCUAAGAGCAGACUAAUCGAAAUUUGCAGUCUAGGCAAUAGGCAAGAGACUCAUGCAGCUUCGUAAUGGCAAGGUGCAAGCCCUCACUAUGGAGCUUAUUGAAUAUCUUGCUUUCACUUGCGAAACACCAUUCUACACUCAGAUUGCUACCAAUGACUUUCUUCAAAGACUCAAUACCCUCCUCAACCCACAAAUGAAUGCCCAAAUGUAGCAAAGAUUACUCUAAGUGAUCGCAGUACUCAAGUCACUUAUGCAAUCACACCAGGAUCUAUUUCCUGCCUUCUUCCAAUUCUUGCAAAAAAUCACUCCUAAACAUCAAAUACCCCAUAAUUACGAUAGCAAAUAUGCAGUACUCAGAAAGCCACAACCCGCAUACUCUUCAGGAGCAAGAACAAACAGUUUAGGAUCUGGCAGCUCCAAAAACGAUAAACUCCGACGUGAUCUAGAAAUAGUCAAAUCCAACAUCACCUUGACCAAUGAAAUCAUUGACAAUGCAAAUCCACAAGAAGAUGCAAGCAAGAACGAAAUCCUCAAAGAUAUGAUCACCACUUUGAGAGGAGUCGAAGAAAAGCUAAGAAAUUUGAUCACUGACAUGGGAAACAACGAUGAGGGUUUGAUGAACUUUUGCUUAGAAUUGAAUGAUGAUUUACUUAAAACCUUUGCUCGAUAUGAAGUGUUGAAGAAGCACAAAAAACCUGAUCCGUUCAGACCAGAACAAGCAUAAUAACCAUAAUAACAAGUCCUUCCACAACCAUAACCCCAACCACAAAUUGCAUAACAAGCCCCCUUCCAAUAAUAAUAAAAUCCCUUUAGUAUUCCACCUCCCGGAUAAUCACAACCCUAACAGUUUCAACAACCUAUAUAGCCAAAACCUCAAUAGAUAGACUUGUUAAAUUUAUUUGAGUAUGAUGAACCAAAACCAGCCGCAUAAUAGAAGGGACCUUAACCAACAUAGGCUGUUUAACCUGAAAAAUAAUAAAACAUAAUUGAUUUAUUUGAAGUCGAUAUGACUGGUCCUUCACCAUAACAAUAAUAAUAAUAAGUGCCACAAACAAUCACUCAAUAAUAAUAAUAAAUACCCCCUAUUUCAUAGAUACCACCAAUUUCAUAAAUACCUCCAGUUUAGUAAUUUGGAUAAUAACCAAUUCAAUCCUAACUUUAUGGGCAACCCCCUAUUUCAUAAGUUCAACAAUAAUCCAAUUAUUCUGCUUUGAACGCAUUCCCUCCUUAAUAACAAUAGUAAUACCCUCCUUAAUAAUAAUAAUACCCUCCUUAAUAAUAAUACCCACCCUAAUAACAAUAUCCUCCUUAAUAACAACAAUAUCCCCCUCAGUAGUAAUAUCCCCCAUAAUAAAAUUUACAAUAAUUAUAUCAACAAUAAUAGUUUGGAUAACAACAAAUGAAGUAUUAAGCAUUCUAACAAUAACCAACUUAACCUAUCCCAUACUAAUAGAAUCAACCCUAUCAAUAAUAGGGAUUCCCUUAGUAAUAAUAUCCAGUCAUUAGCAAUAUUUCUAAUUAAUAAAAGAAACCAGAAAAUGAAUUUGACAAUAUACUUAAUUUGGCAGUAGGUUAAAAAUCAUAACCAUAACAAUCAGCAUAGUAGCAAUAAUAAAAGUUAGACUUUAUUUGAUAUCUAUAUAGUUCAAAAGUAUAAGAUAUAAGACUAUUAUAAUAUUCU
Molecule: messenger RNA, 1779 nt
Organism: Paramecium tetraurelia
Lineage: Eukaryota; Ciliophora; Oligohymenophorea; Peniculida; Parameciidae
Exons: 11
Biological process (GO): signal transduction
Cellular component (GO): endosome; membrane
Molecular function (GO): phosphatidylinositol binding; ubiquitin binding; clathrin binding
Source: RefSeq, a predicted model, not a curated record